Molecule: messenger RNA, 867 nt
Organism: Closterium sp. NIES-67
Lineage: Eukaryota; Viridiplantae; Streptophyta; Zygnematophyceae; Desmidiales; Closteriaceae
Source: the annotation of a GenBank genome assembly
ACUAACUGCUUGGUUUGUGCAUUCAAGUUCACCGCAGCAACCAGAAUCCAGGAACUUGCAGUCUCAGCAGCCGUCUCCAGUUCAGGACAGAUUCCGCUCAUUGACCUCCUCCCCAUGGCUGCCAUGACCUCCCUCGGAAAUGUGGCCGCUAAGCUGCCAAGCACCGCGUUCAUUGGCCAGAGGCUUAGAAGUACCACAGGUCCAGCUUGCCAGGUGACCCUUGGCCGGCCAGCGUCGUUGGCGGUGAGAGCGGAGGCAGCGGAGGGCGAGCGGAAGAAGACGGGUCUCGAGCUCAGGGAGGAGUUCUUUCUGGCGGCCGCCACCGGCAAGGAGAGAGGUCUGCCCGAGGGCGCGUUCCUGAACGACAAUGUGGUGGACGGGCCCCUGGUGGACAUCACGUGGGAGCCGUACGGCGACACCUGCAGCGCGCCGGAGGGUUCCAACCUGCUAAAGGCUGCUGUGGACGCGGGUGCCCUGACAAUUGACAACCGCUUCUGCCUGACAGGGCAAUGUGAUGUGUGCAUCAUUGAGAUUGACGGCGAGGUGAUGCGGUCCUGCAUGAAGCCCGUUCCAACGGGACAAAAAAACAUAACAUGCCUCGUCCUUGAUACUGAUGAUGCCUGGGAAGAGAUGAUGGUAUGAAGAUUACUCGUAUAACUUAUAUUGCCAACACCAUGUUUUUAUUAAUAGUGUACUUAAAUGCUGUAACGCAGACACUUCCUCAGCCUACCUGGAUACCAUGCCUGUCCAAGAUUUUGCGCUUAGGAACCCCAAAGAUCUGGUGGAUCAGAGCCACAACUUCCGUCAACUUAUAUGGUGGUGUGGCUUUCCCUUAUUGGCUAUAAUUUUUCCGUGUCGAAUGCUGAU